UAUUUAUUACGAUGUUAGUGUUCGUCACUGGACAGUGUCGGGUAUAACGUACAAGUUGGUGGUGAUUAAUAUAUUGACAAAAUGGGAAAACCUCCGCCUUCGUUGUACGUAGUGUGCAUGAAUGUGAUGAAUACCGUCGCACAUGUGUUGAUGGGUGGAGUCGCCUUCUUUGGAAUUGUGAUUGGAGAUGUAUUACCCUCAAAGUUCACAGCCCAUUCGUAUUUUGCAGUAAUUGGGCUAACAAUCCUUUGCAGUCAAGCAAUAAUGUCAGUUAACCCUUAUAAGGCGUUUAAUGAAAAUUUCAAGUUCCCGAAGAAGUCGAAAACGUUCUGGAUCGUUCAAAUAGUUGGCUGUAUCGUGGUAUUCGUCGGAGCUUGUUUGGGGAUAGCUGGGAUUAAUAGCCUUACUAUCUCUGUGGGUUCAAUACAGGCUAGCGUGAAACACUUUUCUACCUCUCAUGGAAUCAUCGGUUUGAUGGUCAUGUUAUUGGUGUCGGUGAAAUUAUUAGGUGCUAUCGGGAACUUACUGUUAUCGGAAAGAUUUAAUAAUUUGAUGAAGACUAUAUACGUUAUUGUAUCGAUUGUAACAAUAUCAAUGGCUUACUUAGCAAUUUGCGUAAAGUAUGGCGAUGUUAAUGAUCGUUAUUGGAGUGCGCCAUCUUGGGCUAUAGCAUUUACUGUAUUUACCAUGCUAUCGUUGUGGUUAAUGACUGGCGCCCGAGUGUUUAUGACUGGUAGCAUUAAUAAUGAAUGGUGUAUGAAUGUAAUGAACACCGUCGCACAUGUGUUGAUGGGUGGCGCCGCCUUCUUUGGAAUUGUGAUUGGAGAUGGUCUAUCCUCAAAGUUGUCUGCCCAUUGCAUUAUGAUAGUCAUUGGGUUUACAAUCCUUUGCAGUCAAGCGAUAUUGUCAGUCAACCCUUACAAGGGGUUCAAUGAAGAAUUCAAGUUCCCGAAGAAGACGAAAAUGUAUUGGAUAAUUCAAAUAAUUGGCUGUAUCGUGGUAUUCGUCGGAGCUUGUUUGGGGUUAGCUGCGGUUGGUAGUAAUACUGUUUCUGUGGGUCCAAUACAGGCCGGCGGGAAACACUUUACAACUGCUCAUGCAAUCACAGAAAUGGAAAAACCUUCGCCUUCGUUGUACGUGGGAUGCAUGAAUGUGGUGAAUACCGUCGCACAUGUGUUAAUGGGUGGAGCCGCCUUCUUUGGAAUUGUGCUUGGAGAUGGUUUACCCUCAAAGUUGACUGCCCAUUCUAUUAUGAUAGUCAUUGGGCUUACAAUCCUUUGCAGUCAAGCGAUAUUGUCCGUCAACCCUUACAAGGGGUUCAAUGAGAAUUUUAAGUUCCCCAAGAAGACGAAAAUGUAUUGGAUAAUUCAAAUAAUUGGCUGUAUCGUGGUAUUCGUCGGAGUUUGUUUGGGGUUAGCUGCGGUUAGUAGUUAUACUAUUACUGUGGGUCCAAUACAGGUCGGCGGGAAACACUUACAAACUUCUCACGGAAUCAUAGGGUUGAUCGUCAUGAUAUUUGUUUCCGAAAAAAAAGUAGGUGCUAUCGCAAACUUACUAUUGGCGGACAGAUUAAAUAAUUUAUUGAAGACUAUACAUGUAGUUGUAUCAAUUGUCACAAUAUCCAUGGCUUACAUAACAAUUUGCAUAAAGUAUGGCGAUGUUAAUUCAAGUUCCGUCAGUACACCAUCUUGGGCCAUAGCAUUUUCUGUAUUUACAAUUAUUGCAUUGUUGUUAAUGUCUGGCGCCCGAGUGCUUAUGACUGGUAGUAUUAGGCCUUAAUAAUUGAUAAGUUUUUUUUUACAAAUAAUAUGUGUAGACAUGGGGUGUUAAAAUACUUGGUAGAUGUUAAAUCGAUAAAUAACUGCUUUCUAAUGUUUCACCGCAAGCCCCGCCCCAUAUCGGAAUUGACGAAAAAAUUAAAAUUUAUUUUUUUUCUGUGAAAAUAAACCAACACUAGUUUUAAUUAGUCAUAGAUUUAUUUUGUAAGAGGCAAAUUAUUGUGCUUGAAUAUCCAGACAUGUAUUUGUACCUAUAUUUUUUAUUAUAAUAUGAAAUUAUGUCUUCUGUAGUUUUCUUGUUUCCAUUACUGUUCUCUUAAGAGAUAAGUCAGUAGGAUAGAGAAAUCGAAUACAGAUUAAUUAAAUUAUCUAGGUACAUACGUACAUACGAUUCUUAUAAGUUUAUCUAAUAUCGUGCACAUUUUUAGAAAUAAAAAUAUCUCGUAAGAUAA
Spodoptera litura is the source of this 2230-nucleotide messenger RNA. RefSeq lists its product as uncharacterized. NCBI's taxonomy places the organism in Eukaryota, Metazoa, Arthropoda, Insecta, Lepidoptera, Noctuidae. The record is from RefSeq and is a predicted model, not a curated record.